Prosopis cineraria is the source of this 1443-nucleotide messenger RNA. Its product is annotated as protein EXORDIUM-like 5. The coding region runs from base 96 to 1166 and encodes 356 amino acids. The record is from RefSeq and is a predicted model, not a curated record. The transcript has a single exon. Lineage: Eukaryota; Viridiplantae; Streptophyta; Magnoliopsida; Fabales; Fabaceae.
CCAUCCCCACUUCUUCAUUUAUAUAUAUCCCCACUCCCUCCCCUUCUCCUUCAUUCCAUUACCACCACCACGGUCGCCGCCGCCGACCUAACACCAUGAUGCUGUCUCUUAGAUUUCUUUUAUUACUUGGCAUGAUGCUCAAUUAUAUGUGUCUUCUUGUUACUGCAUAUAUGUUAGAUGCAGGUGGUUGUUUCAAUAUAGAGUGUCAGACUUUGAAUACUAAAGCUCAGUAUUCAAAGUUCAACCCUAAGCUUCCUCCACCAGCGCUCUUUUCCUCAAAGCGCUACGAGGGCUCCUCCGACCUCGUCCGCCUCCGGUACCACAUGGGUCCGGUUCUCUCCUCUCCGAUUAACGUUUACCUGAUCUGGUACGGCAAAUGGGCUCAGCCUCAGAAGCUUCUCAUUAAAGAUUUUCUUCUUUCUAUCUCUACUCCUAACGCGCCGUCGCCUUCCGUCGCUGACUGGUGGCGCACUGUGUCGCUGUACACUGACCAGACUGGGGCCAAUAUCUCUCGGACGCUCACCAUUGCUGGGGAGUACUCCGAUCUGAAGUACUCCCAUGGGAAUCAGCUCACGCGGCUGUCUGUUCAGCAAGUUAUCGCCUCUGCCGUCCGAUCUGCUCCGUUCCCCGUCGAUCACCGGAAGGGGAUCUACCUUGUUUUAACUUCGCAGGAUGUGAUGAUGCAGGAUUUCUGCCGCGCCGUUUGUGGAUUCCAUUACUUCACUUUCCCGUCCGUGGUGGGAUACACUCUUCCCUAUGCUUGGGUUGGGAAUUCCGGCAAGCAGUGCCCGGAGGUUUGCGCGUACCCCUUCGCGAUCCCUGGGUACAUGGCCGGCGGAGGACCUGGAGCUUUGACGCCGCCGAACAGUGAUGUCGGCGUUGACGGGAUGGUCAGCGUGAUUGGGCAUGAAUUGGCUGAGCUUUCAUCAAAUCCGUUGGUGAAUGCGUGGUACGCCGGCGAGGACCCGACUGCUCCGACGGAGAUCGGGGAUUUGUGCGAGGGGUUGUACGGUACCGGAGGUGGUGGAGGGUACAUUGGGCAAGUAACGAAGGACGGGAAGGGAAGAACGUUCAAUUUGAACGGAAGAAACGGAAGGAAGUUCUUGGUGCAAUGGAUAUGGAGUCCAGUGUUGAAAGCUUGUGCUGGUCCUAAUGCCAUGGACUAGAUUUAAAUUUCUCGUUCGCUGCUGUACUUUUUUUUCUUUUUUUUUUAUUUUUAGAUUUUCAUGUGGUUGAUUUGUCAAGUCUCAGUUCUCGUGAGAUUAUGUAUCAGUGGCGACGGCGGAGGAGGGGACGGAGAUGGCGGCGAUGGCCGUGGGAGGGGACGAGCGGUGGUGAGUAACAGUGAGAGUGGAAAAGCAGUAAUACAGAUAGAUAUUUUUUUUUACUGUUGUAGCCUUAUGGAUAAUAUGAUGUAAUGAUAUUUAUUUUAUUUUUUUUUAA